Messenger RNA from Chenopodium quinoa (quinoa), 1353 nucleotides. Its product is annotated as FBD-associated F-box protein At4g10400-like. NCBI's taxonomy places the organism in Eukaryota, Viridiplantae, Streptophyta, Magnoliopsida, Caryophyllales, Amaranthaceae. Bases 1 to 1353 code for a protein of 450 amino acids. The transcript has 3 exons. The record is from RefSeq and is a predicted model, not a curated record. Gene Ontology annotation, molecular function: protein binding.
AUGGCCGAGGAUGACAGGAUUAGCAGAUUGCCGGAUGUCCUCCUCUCCUUAAUCUUAUCGUUUUUGUCAACCAAAGAAGCAGUUGCUACGAGCACAUUAUCAAAAAGGUGGGAAUCCAUUUGGACUAAAGUCCCUGCGCUAAACUUUUCAUUUAAUUCAUCAGGUUCUGUCCAUGACUUCAAAGCGUUUGUGGAUAGAGUCUUGCUCUGUUAUGAUUCGAGUUCAUUAAGGCUUUUUAAGCUUUCUGGCUUAUCAAAGAAACAAAUCAAGGACUACCAUUAUCAUUCAUGGAUUAAGAAUAUAUUGCGACGGGAUGUUGAUGAGAUAGAUCUUGUACAUGUCGGGGUAAUACUACCAGCUGGGACUUUUUCGAGUAAGAAACUUACGGUGCUGAAGUUGUUUGGGUUAAUAACCCCAUUUCGGGGUUCAGUUCAUCUACCAAGUCUUUUGAUUCUGCACUUAAAAUUCAUUGGAUUUACUGACGAUUUGCCCUUGAAAAAUAUCUUGAUGAGCUUACCUCUGCUUGAAGAAUUGGUUUUAUUUGAGUGCUUGGGAGCACGAAAUAUGUGUAUCUGUUCUUCUUCUCUAAAGAGAUUGGAAAUCAUUGAGCAAAUGGUGUUUCGAGAAGAAGAAGAGAAUAUAAUAGAUUGUCCAAGACUAGAAUACCUUCAGAUUUAUAAUGGCCAAUUUUCUAAGUAUGCAUAUGAAGAUAUGCCUGCUUUGACUGAAGCUAGAGUUCAUGUCGGACUUGGCUCUAAGGAACGCUAUGAUGUUGAACUGAUUAGCCUCCUUAAACAUGCUCCUAACCUCAAGACUUUGAAAUUAGAUAUUGCAACGAAAAAGCCUGCUCCUGGGUAUACUGAGCGUGAUCGAGGCCCCUUGUUUCCAAACUUGAGCCAUGUGAUCGUGGACUAUGACUUUAGUUCAACCAACUGCUCAAACUUUUCAUGGCGAUAUCUUGUGCUAUGGAUAUUGCAAUGUGCUCCUAAUGUCGUCUCUUUUGAUUUCUCGAGUGAAGCUGGCAAAAGCAAAAAUAUACGUUUGGGAGGAUUUCUAACACUCCUAGGUCAGCUAGAGCUAGAGGAAUUCCUUCCCCAGCUACCAACACCUUCAACUUUACCCAAAUGUAUGUUUCCAACCCUCAAAGUUGUGAACGCCACCUUGUUGGAUGUCGCCGAUGCUGAUAAAAUACUGCUGGAAUAUCUGUUGAACAAUGCUGUAAACUUGAAGAUGGUCAGAAUCAAUUUCAAGGGUAGUAAGGUUGAUGAGAACAACAAGAAUGAAAUAAUUGGAUGGCUAAACGAGGUUCACAGGGCCUCAUCCGAGUGUAAACUAAUAGUUUCUCCUCCUUAA